This is a messenger RNA of Orcinus orca (killer whale), 17431 nucleotides long. It is a transcript of the gene TRPM6, whose product is annotated as transient receptor potential cation channel subfamily M member 6. Gene Ontology annotation, cellular component: apical plasma membrane. The transcript has 48 exons. The coding region runs from base 74 to 6487 and encodes 2137 amino acids. Gene Ontology annotation, molecular function: monoatomic cation channel activity; ATP binding; protein serine/threonine kinase activity. The record is from RefSeq and is a predicted model, not a curated record. Lineage: Eukaryota; Metazoa; Chordata; Mammalia; Artiodactyla; Delphinidae. Gene Ontology annotation, biological process: monoatomic cation transmembrane transport; protein tetramerization; protein phosphorylation.
CAUAUCUGAGGGUUCGGCUACCGUAGGACACUUACUUAAGGGCACGCCCCACAGCCCGGUUGCCGGAGCUGGAAUGGGGCCAGCGCGGAGGUGGUAUCCGAGCGGAAACCUAACGGGGCGGGGGAUUCUGCUUAGGGCGGUGGGGACACGUCCCGGGAGAGGAGGCAGCUCUGUGGUUCCGCUCUGGGUCGGUGGCGGAAGAGACCGGACGUGGCGUGAGUCGGCUGCGGGUAGGAGAGAAGGCUCGGUCCGGAGCAGAGGGCCACAUCUGGGCGGCGGAGACCUAGGGGACGGGACGUCGUCGCGGCUCUCGGUGGCGGCGGCAGAAGUGCCAGGCCGCUAUUUGCGCCUCUGCGCGUCCCCGCGCGCAGCGCCCCGGACUCCCGGAGCGAUGAGAGUGCAGGUCAAGUCCCAGAAAUCCUGGAUUGAAGGAGUGUUCGACAAGAGAGAAUGUAACAAAAUCAUACCCAGCUCAAAGGACCCUCACAGAUGUACUACAGGAUGCCAGGUUUGUCAGAAUUUAAUCAGGUGUUACUGUGGGCGAUUGAUUAGAGACCAUUAUGGGAUAGAUGAAGCCUGGACCAUCUCAGCUGCCAACGAUAGUGAAAAUGAACAAUGGUCUGUUGAAAAGCACACAAUGAAAAGCUCUACAGAUACCUUUGGCACGAUUAACUUCCAAGAUGGAGAGCACACCCACCACUCAAAGUAUAUUAGAACUUCUUAUGACACAAAGUUGGAUCAUCUAUUACAUUUAAUGUUGAAAGAGUGGAAGAUGGAACUGCCAAAGCUGGUGAUCUCUGUCCACGGGGGCAUCCAGAACUUCAAGAUGCCCUCCAAACUCAAAGAGAUCUUCAGCCAAGGUUUGGUCAAAGCUGCAGAGACAACGGGAGCAUGGAUAAUAACUGAAGGCAUUAAUACCGGUGUGUCCAAACAUGUUGGGGAUGCCCUGAAAGCCCAUUCCUCCCAGUCCUUGAGAAAAAUCUGGACAGUUGGAAUCCCUCCUUGGGGUGUCAUUGAGAACCGGACAGAUCUUAUUGGAAGAGAUGUGGUGUGCCUGUACCAGACUCUGGGCAACCCCCUCAGCAAACUCACCACACUCAACUGCAUGCACUCCCACUUCAUCCUGUCCGAUGAUGGCACUGUGGGCAAGUAUGGCAAUGAGAUGAAGCUCAGGAGGAACCUGGAAAAGUACCUCUCUCUGCAGAAAAUACACAGCCGCUCAAGACAAGGAGUGCCUGUGGUGGGGCUGGUGGUGGAAGGUGGUCCCAAUGUCAUCCUCUCAGUGUGGGAGACUGUGAAAGACAAAGAUCCAGUGGUGGUGUGUGAAGGCACAGGCAGGGCUGCCGACCUCCUGGCCUUCACCCACAAACACUUUGCAGAUGAAGGGACCCUGCGUCCUCAGGUGAAGGAGGAGAUCAUCUGCAUGAUUCAGAACACUUUCAACUUUAGUCUUAAACAGUCCAAGCACCUUUUUCAAAUUCUGAUGGAGUGUAUGGUGCACAGGGAUUCUAUUACCAUUUUUGAUGCUGAUUCUGAAGAGUCACAGGACCUUGAUUUAGCAAUCCUAACAGCUCUGCUAAAGGGCACAAAUUUAUCAGCAUCAGAACAAUUAAAUCUGGCAAUGGCUUGGGACAGGAUGGACAUUGCCAAGAAACAUAUCCUAAUUUAUGGACAACAUUGGAAGCCUGGCUCGCUAGAACAAGCAAUGUUAGAUGCUUUGGUGAUGGAUCGAGUGGAUUUCGUGAAGCUCUUAAUAGAAUACGGCAUGAACCUCCAUCGCUUUCUUACCAUCUCCCGACUGGAAGAGCUCUAUAAUACAAAACAAGGACCAACCAAUAUGCUCUUGCAUCAUCUUGUCCAAGAUGUAAAACAGCAUGCCGUUCUCUCAGGCUACAGAAUAACGCUGAUUGACAUUGGACUGGUGAUAGAAUACCUUAUUGGUAGAGCAUAUCGCAGCAGCUAUACCAGAAAAAAUUUCAGAGCCCUCUACAGCAACCUCUACAGAAAACAUAAGCAAGUGACCACUUUUGCUCAAAGCCUUCCUCAGCCCCCUCUUCACCGAAGAUGCCGCUCAGGAAAUAGAAAUGAAUCUGCAGAAAGCACACUGCACUACCAGUUCAUUAGAACUGCCCAACCUUACAAAGUCAAGGAAAAGUCUGUAGCCCUUCAUAAAUCAAGGAAGAAGUCAAAAGAAGAACAAAAUAUAUCAGAUGACCCUGACUCUACUGGCUUUAUUUAUCCUUAUAAUGACCUGCUGGUUUGGGCUGUGCUAAUGAAAAGGCAGAAGAUGGCCAUGUUCUUCUGGCAGCACGGAGAGGAGGCCACAGUCAAGGCAGUAAUUGCUUGUAUACUGUACCGAGCAAUGGCCCGGGAAGCCAAGGAGAGCAACAUGGUUGAUGAUGCCUCAGAAGAGCUGAAAAAUUACUCAAAACAGUUUGGCCGGCUUGCCCUAGAUGUGUUGGAGAAGGCAUUCAAACAGAAUGAAAGAAUGGCCAUGAAACUGUUGACCUAUGAACUCAAGAACUGGAGCAAUUCUACCUGUUUAAAACUGGCUGUUUCUGGAGGGUUGAGGCCCUUUGUUUCACAUACUUGUACCCAAAUGCUACUGACAGAUAUGUGGAUGGGGCGUCUGAAAAUGAGGAAAAACUCUUGGUUAAAGAUCAUCAUCAGUAUUCUUUUCCCACCCACCAUUUUGACAUUGGAAUUUAAAAGCAAAGCAGAGAUGUCACAUGUUCCCCAGUCCCAGGACUCCCAGUUUACGUGGUAUAAUGGUGACCAGAAUGCCAGCGCUCCCAAAGAAAGUGCUUGUCUGAAAGACUAUGAUUUGGAAAGUGGCCCUGAUGAGAAACCAGAUGAAAAUCAGCACUUUGAUUUGAAGAGUGGGCCCCAAAGCCUCCCAUGGACCAGGAAAGUCUAUGAGUUCUACAGUGCUCCAAUUGUCAAGUUUUGGUUUUAUACGAUGGUGUAUUUGGCAUUCCUCAUGCUGUUCACUUACACCGUGUUGGUGGAGAUGCAACCCCAGCCCACCGUGCAAGAGUGGCUCGUUAUCAUUUACAUCUUCACCAAUGCCAUUGAGAAAGUCAGGGAGGUCUAUAUUUCAGAACCUGGGAAGUUUACUCAAAAGGUGAAGGUAUGGAUUAGCGAGUACUGGAAUCUGAUGGAAACUGUGGCUACUGGCCUGUUUUUGGUGGGUUUUGGCCUUCGGUGGGGUGACCCCCCUUUUUACACGGCGGGAAGACUCAUAUACUGCAUCGACAUCAUAUUCUGGUUCUCACGGCUCCUGGACUUCUUUGCUGUGAAUCAACAUGCUGGUCCCUAUGUGACCAUGAUUGCAAAAAUGACGGCAAACAUGUUCUACAUCGUGAUCAUCAUGGCCAUCGUCCUGCUGAGCUUUGGAGUGGCGCGCAAGGCCAUACUUUCACCAAAGGAGCCCCCAUCCUGGAGCCUUGCUCGAGAUAUCGUGUUUGAGCCAUACUGGAUGAUCUAUGGAGAAGUCUAUGCUUCAGAGAUAGAUGUUUGUUCAAGCCAGCCGUCCUGCCCUCCUGGUUCUUUUCUUACUCCGUUCCUGCAAGCUGUCUACCUCUUCGUGCAAUAUAUCAUCAUGGUGAACCUGUUGAUUGCUUUCUUCAAUAACGUUUACAUAGAUCUGAAAUCCAUUUCAAAUAACCUGUGGAAAUACAAUCGCUAUCGCUACAUCAUGACCUACCACGAGAAGCCUUGGCUGCCCCCGCCUUUUAUCCUGCUGAGUCACAUUGGUCUCCUCCUUCGCCGUCUUUGCCAUCACCAAGCUCCAAAUGACCAAGAAGAGGGUGAUGUUGGAUUAAAGCUCUACCUGAGUAAGGAGGAUCUGAAAAAACUUCACAGUUUUGAAGAACAGUGUGUGGAAAAAUACUUCCAUGAGAAGAUGGAAGGUCUGAAUUGUAGUUGUGAGGAACGAAUCCGAGUGACAUCAGAAAGGGUUACAGAAAUGUGCUUCCAACUGAAAGAAAUGAAUGAAAAGGUGUCUUUCAUAAGGGACUCCUUAUUGUCUUUGGACAGCCAGGUGGGACACCUGCAGGACCUCUCUGCCCUUACAGUGGAUACCUUAAAAGUCCUUUCUGCUGUUGACACCUUACAAGAGGAUGAGGCCCUCCUGGCCAACAGAAAGCAUUCUACUUGCAGAAAACUUCCCCACAGCUGGAGCAAUGUCAUCUGUGCAGAGGUUCUAGGCAGCCUGGAGAUCUCUGGAAAGAAGAAAUACCAGUGUUAUAGCAUGCCCCCUUCUUUGCUGCGGAGCCUGGCCAGAGGCUGGCAUCCCCCACGAGUGCAGACAGGGCCCUUUCUUGAGAUUACAGACAGAAAGUUUUCAAAUGUAAGAGAUGACCAGGAAGAGCAAGAAACAGAAAAUAGUAUAGUUGCUUCUGGGGUGUCCCUGAACAGGCAAGCACACCCAAAGUAUGGCCAAUUUCUCCUGGUCCCUUCUCAUCUAGAGCAAGUUCCUUAUUCUGCGGAAACCAACUUGCCUCUGUCCAGACCAUCUUUGGAAGCAGGUACAGAUGUGCUGGCAACUGAACAUGUCACCCAGAGUGCGGUCCCUGUUCAUCUGAUGUGGCAGACCCCGGUUGUCUCAGCCCAGGGCUCAGUGGUGGAAACCAAGGAGCAGUAUGAGUCACUUGCUCAGUUACUAGCCAGACAAGACAAGGAGGAGCAAGUGCUACCCACAUUGAUUUGCACACCUGCACCCAUUAAAGUGACCUCCCUCCCUUCCCAAGUCAAGAGCAUGCAAACUGGAGGUGGAUAUGUGAACUGGGCAUUUUCAGAAGGCGAUGAAACUGGUGUGUUUAGCACCGAGAAACAAUGGCAAACCUGCUUGGCCUCCACUUGUAACUGUGACUCCAAACAGAGUGAACAAUGUCAGAGGCAGAUCCGGGACAGAUCCCUAUCUGAUAACUCAACAAGAUUGGCCCAGAGGGAUUGCUCAGAGGUGGGACCAUGGCUUCAGCAAAACACAUCCCUUCGGAUCAGUCCCCUUCGUAGAGACAGGCCCUUCAUUAGGAGUCAGAGUUUGAGAUUGCACAAAGAGGAGAAAUUGAAGAUCUGUAAGAUUAAAAAUCUUUCAAAAUCCUCAGAGAUAGGACAGUCAAAAUGGAUCAAAGCAAAAAUGCUAACCAAGGAUAGGAAAUUGUCAAAGAAAAAGAAGAAAACACAAGGACUACAGGUGCCAGUCAUAACAGUCAACACCUGCUCUCAAAGUGACCAACUGAACCCAGAGCCAGGAGAAAAUAAGAUCUCAGAAGAACAGAAUUGCAGCAAGAACUGGAUUCCGGUGUCCAAAUUUAGUCAGAUAAGUCUAGAAUCUUACAUAUAUCAGAAAAUGAAAAGUAGAGAAACUGAACGGCAUUCUGUACACGUCAGUGAUCAUGUAAGGCAGUCUCAAGAGGAUCUAAGCAAAAACUCUUUGUGGAAUUCAAGGAGCACCAAGGUCAAUAGGAACUCUCAGUUGAGAAGUUCAAAUGGAGUUAACAGAAUCUCAACCUCCUUAAAAAGCCCUCAAGAGUCUCACCAUCAUUAUUCAGCCAUUGAAAGGAACAAUUUAAUGAGGCUUUCUCAGACCAUACCAUUUACACCAAUCCAACUGUUUGGAGAAGAAGUAACUGUCUACAGGCUGGAGGAGAGUUCCCCUUUGAAUCUGGAUAAAAGCAUGUCUUCUUGGUCCCAGCGAGGGAGAUCUGCAAUGAUCCAGGUGUUGUCCCAAGAGGAGAUGGAUGGUGGCCUCCGCAAAGCCAUGAAAGUCAUUAGUACCUGGUCUGAGGAUGACGUCCUCAAGCCGGGGCACGUUUUCAUUGUGAAGUCCUUUCUUCCUGAGGUUGUGCAGGCAUGGCGCAAAAUCUUCCAGGAGAGUACUGUGCUUCAUCUUUGCCUCAGGGAAAUUCAACAACAAAGAGCUGCUCAAAAACUGAUCUAUACCUUCAACCAAGUGAAACCACAAACCAUUCCCUACACUCCAAGGUUCCUGGAAGUGUUCUUAAUCUACUGCCAUUCAGCCAAGCAGUGGUUGACCAUUGAGAAGUACAUGACUGGGGAGUUCCGGAAGUACAACAACAACAACGGUGAUGAAAUUGCCCCCAGCAACACCUUGGAGGAGCUGAUGUUGGCUUUCUCUCACUGGACCUAUGAGUAUACUCGGGGAGAGCUGCUGGUUUUAGAUCUGCAAGGUGUUGGAGAAAAUUUGACAGAUCCAUCUGUUAUAAAACCUGAAGAAAAACAAUCAAGAGGAAUGGUGUUUGGACCAGCCAAUUUAGGGGAAGAUGCAAUUAGAAACUUCAUUGCAAAACAUCGUUGCAACUCCUGCUGCCGGAAGCUCAAACUCCCGGAUUUAAAAAGAAAUGACUAUUCCCCCGGAAGGAUAAAUUCCGCCUUUGGACUUGAAAUCAAAACUGAACCAGCUGAGGAGACUCCAGCAGAGGAAGAGGGUAAUAAUUCUCCAGAAGACCUCACACGAUUGUAAGAAAGGGAGAAGUAAGAAGAUGACAGCCCUUGCCCUCCCUUCUAUGAACUCUAUGGUAACAUAGAUUGAUUGAUGUAACACUGGUUAUGUCAGAGCCUCUGCCGGGAUGGCCUUACCCUGAGGGCCUCCUGGGACAUGCCUUCUGAGCCUCAUGUCUCCCCUCCCCAAGGACCUCACUGGUGUAUGAUGAACGGCUUCUCCUACAUAUUGACCUGUGUGCGGGGUGCUUUGCGUGUGUUCGUCAUUCUCAAGUUGCACAAGAAGACAGAUGACUCAGCCAGGAAUGCUGCUCUUCAUACCUCAUUCCUUGUGCAGAAUGCUGGGCACUAAAGAACCAGGCAGAUAAAUUUAAUUUAUUUUCUUACUAUGUGUGCAGACUCUAACCUCCACUACUAUUCAUCACCUCACCCACAUAUUGUAUUUAUGUAUAUAUGUACAUAAAAAAGUCACUUGACUCCCUCCUCUCCUUUCCAGCAGCAUAGGGCUUUGAAGAGCGACACAAAGGAAAACAACGGAGUAAGGGUGUAUUUGCACAGGCUGGAGCACGCUCCAGUACAAACUAACCAGUAAAAUGUUAGCAUCCUGGUGAAAUCUAGAUGGGUUUCAAUAUUGUCAGUGAAUCAUAUGAUAACCGGGCAUUUCAGGUUUCCCUGGAAGAGAGGAAAGGGAAAUCUAAAACAAACGCCCCUGCAUCCUUUUUUUUUUAAGGGAACAAGGAUAUAUAAAACUAGAAAUCAUUAAGAAAUGUUGUCCCUUCCCUUACGCUCAGGGACACUAUUGGUUAGAGAGUUGACUAAGCCAGCCUCUAAAGUAUUACUCUCUUUUUCAAAGCUGGGUAUAUAAUGUUACAAGCUAAAUUACUUUAUGUCAGGUCCUAUGAGGAAAGAUGGGGUUUUUGAAUGAAAACACGUUUCACAGGUAAUCGCCUGGUUGAAAUACAGAGUUCUGGUGGCUUUAACGAGUGCUGGAGUGUAUAUUUUAAGUAUGGCCUGAGCACAUGUAAUCGGUUUCAGUGGCCUGAAGAAAGGGUCCCUGGAAGCCACACUGUACAGCAGUGGUCCCCACCCUUUUUGGCACGAGGGACAGGUUUCGUGGAAGACAGGUUUUCUACGGACCGGUUGCGGGGGGUGGGGGAUGGGGGGGAUGGUUCAGGCAAUAAUGCCAGUGAUGGCGAGCGGAAGAUGAAACUUUGCUCACUCGCUGCUCACUUCUUCCUGUGCAGCCUGGUUCCUGACAGGCCGCAGACCUGGUCCGUGGUCCUGGUCCGUGGCCCCGGGGGUCAGGGACCCCUGCUGUACAGCAUAUUUGGGGGAUCGGUCAUCCCUCUUUCGCACUUAUCAGGGUCACCCUACCUCAGAACAAGCACAAACUGUUCACACAAGGAGGAGUUGGAGGGCUGGAAAUCUUCUCCCCACUCUUCCUGCAUCUCCUUUCCUCAUUAUAAAGCGUUCCAAUCUACCAGCAACAGACCUCCUGGAUUUGAAAUUUUCAACUUAUCUUUCUCGUUAGCCCUUACAUUAGCUGGCUUGCUUUUUAAAUCAACACUCCUGCCUUCUGAGGUUAUACUUUGGGGAAAUGUUGCCCAGGGAUAGGGGGAUGGAAAGCCAACGAUUUGAUUUGCCAAAGAUAGUGUCUGGCUCUUGUGAGAUGCGCAAGGGCUGAUUUACAGCCUUUUUACUUUGGUCUUUGGGGUGGUGGGAGGUGGGAAACUUGGGUGAUUUCUUGAUUGGCAAUGAGGAUAAAAUGUUAAUGCUUUUUUCAGAGCUUAACUGCUUUAUCCUAUUCUGCAAAUCAAUAAGGGAUCUCUUUGUGCUCACUUCAGAGCCGUGUUCAACUAUUGGAAGGAGGCAAUUUGCCUAUCCAAGCCAAACUAAAAGCAUUAAUUCAUUGGUCAAAUAUUUGUUACCUGGAAUGGAACUUGAAAAAACACAUUUUGAUUUUAAUUUUCUGUGUUAUGAUUUUCUCACUCUCUUUUUAAGAAAAAUCACCCAAAUAACAUUUUAAAAAGGUGAACCAGCUGCUGGGCAGAGGUCACUGUGGGAUAGCUUGCAUGCAGAUACCAAUGUGACAAUCAUGACUUUGAUUCAUGACCACAAAUGAAUGAAUUCAUCCAUUUAGUUAAUUUUAUUCAACAGAUAUUUAUUAAGUGCCUUCCCUGUGGUGUGUAAGUGAUGAGGGUGCAAUGAACAUAACAUUUCUUUGCCCUCAGAAAGUGUUAUAUCUCACGUUUCUUUCUUUUUUGGUUGUUGUUACAAGUUUGGAUUUCUGGUGAGUGCUAAAAAAUUUGACUUCUGGGCAAAUGUUGAAUCCAGAGAUGUAUUCCAUACCCUAUCUGCCAGUGGGCAGUAGGUUCAGACUGGAAUAAGAGAAUUAGGGCAAAUAAAAGGACAUAGAUGGGGCUGGUUUUAGGAACCACUGAGGAAAAAUGGAUUGCAUAAUCCUUGUAUGAGCCCUUAGCCAAUCUCACAGAUGGAAAUCUGAACCUGGGGACCAGAGAAGCAGCCAGGUUCCGGGGAGUCCUUCCUGAAGGCAUCCUGUGCAUGGGUAUUCCCCUCCAUGGGGCUGUACAUUCCUGGAGUGACUUUUGCCCCACGACAUCUUAAAGCUUCUAACAACUCUGGGGAAUGAGAUCAGAUAUAGUUUUGGGUGUUCCUCACCCUCUUAUUUUCUGUAGCUUUGCAAAACAAGUACUGGGUGACUAAAACUUCCCUACCAACCAUUUAAUCAAAAAUUGAAAAAAAAAAUUUGUUGUUACUGUUUUAGUUGAGACGGAUCACUCAGUUUCUAGAAGUCAUGACACAGAUGCUCCUGCCAUGGCUUGUUACCCUUCUCCAUCAGUCACCGGCAUCUAGCACGAAGUGUGGCACAUAAUAAGCUUUCAACAUUAUUUGUUGAAAGAAAUAAUAAAACCCUCACAUGAUAAUGGAUUUCAUUCACUAGUUAAUAAAUCAGAUUUGCAUUUUUAAUCUAGAAGGGAAUGAUUACCAAUUCCUUAAGACCCAACACAAUUCUUUUGAUCUCUCUCUGUUUUAAUUUUCCAGGAAAUAGCUUUUAACAACCUACACCUUGUCUGUUGAAUUCUCAACCAGUUCUUGCCCUUAUCGUUGUGGCGAUAAUACCAGAGUACCGUCCUUCUUACUGGUGACUAUUGAAAUGAGAUGAUAACUUCCCAGAAACUGCCUAGAAAUAAUCAUCACUUUAUUACCCUUUGAAAAGAAGAUUGAUAGAAAAGUCAUUUGAAAGAUGGUUCAUUACCAUGCCCUAGUAUGAUUUCUUUACUCACAUCUCUCCAAAGCAUGAGAAAGGGAGGAUUAUUCUCUGAGGUCGGAAUUUGAAGGCUGUGUGUUUGCCUCUUUGAAGUCUUGGUAUUUAAUUUUCUGUAGUCAUUUCUUGGGCAAUUUUCUAAGAAACUAGUUGAAGCUAAUUUAUCAUAAGUUAAAGUCAAAUGACAGAAAAGAUUUUUUUCUCCCUUAGCAGCAUUUUAUUCCACAGAGGUUAGCUUCUGAAGGAAAAUGAGACUUAAAUAGCAUUUCAGAUCUCCAGCCACAUGGAUGGGUACACAGAAUAGAAAGGGUUCUGGAAACCACACUGAUUUUUUUAUUUAGCAUAGUUAUUAUUUUGUGAUUUUUCUUCCUGGACCUUGAUAUACAGAUAAUGAAAUGCUCUCCUAAAAAUAAUUAGUUAAGUUGCUUAAUUUUUCAAAAAGAAACUUUCAGUCCUCAAGAGAUAACAACCCUUGGUCUCUAUCAUUGGCCGAUUUGGUUUAACUUUAUAUAAUUCUUUUAACCUUUGUCUUAAACCCUAACUCUGCAAUGAGAUGAGGUAACUUGCCUUACCUUUUCAAACAAAGGCAAACAAUAAUGAGAGAGUAUUUAUAAGGUCCUUUGAGAAUCUCAUUUGAAAGGCUUCUCGUGAGCAUGGGAUCCAGUUCAAUAAGUAAUAAGGGGUUUUCAUUUUUCAUAUUAUGUGACCAUUAUUUCAUGUUUACAGAGGAUGCUCAGUGGACUUGUUUCAGUAUAAACACAAAAGUGGUUUCUGCUGUUUCUCUCUUUCCAAGGGGAAAAAGCUCAUUGCCCCCUUUUUGUUUUGAAACUUAAUUAAAGUAGUUCAAAAUCAGGAUGUUCACCAUUUUACAGUGUCUCCUACUUAUUUUGUUUAUUGAUGGAUUUAGGUUUACACAGCUAAUGUCUUUUGCCACCUUCUGCCCAAAGAAAGCCUUCCAGGAUAGGUAAAGUCCAAAUCUGACACCAUCAUUGGUGAUAUUUUUAGGAAUGAAAAAAGAGCAGGUUCAGAAUCUUGAUAUUUGCAAAGGUUGAUGUUUUACAAAAAAUUUAAUUAGAUUUAGAUUUUGUCAGUGUAGUGCUGUUUAAUAGUAAGAAAAUUCUGCCUAUGGCUUGCCAGUGUCUUUUAGUAACUAACUUCCUUUAGAAUUCUCGUCUUCCCCUAGUGGUUUUCGUUUGUUUGUUUUUUGUUUUCAUUUUGAACCUUUAGAAAUUCCACCUGCUAUAUUAGUCAGAAAGUCCUUACAAUUGUUAUGGUAGAAACCCUUUGGCUAAUGACUGUCCAAAUGUGGACAUAAUAAUUGCCUUUCACUGGAGGGAUUUGGGGGAAUCAUCAUUGGUGUCAUGUGAUUGCACUUUGGCUUCUAAUGAAUCUUUUUCUGUUUAUCAUAUUGGUCACCAGUAAGAAGUCACAGAACCUCAGGAUGCUUUGGUAACCAAAAGAAAUCCUUGGUGUGUGUUAUGGGCUGAAUCGUGUUGAAAUCCUAACCCCCACUACCUCGGAAUAUGAUUGUAUUUAGAAAUAAGGUAUUUACAGAGGUAAUUAAGUUUUAAUCAGGUCAUUAGGGUGGGCCCUGAUUCAAUAUUCCUGAUAUCCUUAUAAGAAGAGGAGAUUAGGACACAGACACACUGAAAGUGAUGAUCGCGUGAAGACCGAGAGAACGCAGCCACCUCCAAGCCAAGGAGAGAGGCUCGCAAGAAACCAGACACACUGACGUCUUGGACUCCCAGCUUCCAGAACCGGAGGAAAGAAAUUUCUCUUGUUUAAGUCACCCAGUCUAUGCUGCUUUGUUAUGGCAGUCCCAGAAAACUGUUACAGUGUGUUGCCAUGGAAUUCUCUACUUGCCCCUGGAAUUUUGUAGAAAGGGACUUGGGGAGCAGAGAUGCUGGCAACAACAAUGGAGAGAAGGAGGAGGAAUGACCAUUGGUUGCAUGUAUCUGCUGUGGGAGAGGACAGAGAAUAUCACGGAUGGUAGCAGGACUGGUGAAUUAUUUUAUUGAGAGAGUAGAGAGUGAUGUGUUCUGGAGAUCACCUGAGUGUUACAGAGGAAAACAAACAUGGGCCGGGCUUCAUGACAUGGGGUGUUUGCCUACUGCUAAAGGGCUUCUGGGGAUUGGAAGAGAGGUAUGGUGAUGAUGUACAGUGUAGUCCUUAGUUUUGUACAACUUCCAUAUAUAUCCUAUUUAAGAAAUACUCAUUGAGCUUUACCAUGUGUUAUGUCCUGACCCUAAGGUUAGACCUAUGAGAUAAGAUCCAUUUCUGUCUUCAAGGCUCUCCAAAACAAAUAAGGAGUUUACAGUAUACUGAUUUGUCAUUGCCCAGCAAUGACAAAUAUUAUUAUUUUUAAAAUAUUAUUAUUAUUAUAGGCAAUGUGUGUUGAGCACUCAUUAUGUUCUAGGCAUUGUGCUAAAUGCCCAUUACAAAGAUUUGAAAAGGCUGCUUAUACGUUAGGCAACUUAAUUAAGUCAGCUACCCAAGGAGGAGCCAGGAUUUAAAGAUCAAUCAAAUCAAUGACAUAGAUGGCUAGGCAAUACUAACCAGCACACUUAGAAUUACUAGAGCGUGAAUCCCUAUGAUGGUUUGAAACACAGAUUUGGAAGUCAGACCUAACUUAGGCCACUGGAUGAGAAAAUCCAAACUGGCAUUUGUGGAAUGUUACCUUGUGUCCUCUCUGUACAUGUCAUUGUCAAGGAAAUCUUUGCUGCACAGUAAAUAGCCAUUCAUAGAGUGUGAGUCCAUGGUAGAGGCACUUCCUCUUGUCAUCAUCAGAAGGUAAGUGCAAGAUGAUGAGUGGGUUCUUUUGAGUCUGGCACUGUGUCUGCCAAUGAAUUUUUCUGUUUCCACUUGCAUUUCUGUCCUCCUUUUAUGUCUUCCUAAAAAAUUAGAUAUUUGUUGGUCAAUGCAGCAGCUAACUAUUUGAUAGCAUCUAGUGACAUUCCAGUUUAUCAAUUUAUAGUGAGAAAUAGAAUCUAUGCAAACGACAAAACCUUUAUCAGUCUGACCAUCACACUGUGUCCCUGGAGGCCUUGGAAGCUGGAUUAUAAUCAAAGGGUUGCAUGAAGUGCGUGGAAUCAGAACAGAGUUAGAUAAAUCACAUAUUGAAUGGUUUCAGGCUAAGACAUCCUGUUUCAUCCCAUCUUCUCCAGAGGUAUGGGCCUUCCAGUGGGAGUGGAAUACCCAAAGUGUGCAAUCCAGACUGAUUCCAAAGAACUGAAAGUGACCAGCCUUGAGAAAUAUGGAUGAUAAUGAGAAUUAUUUUUCUCACGUCUUCCCUCCCUCCCUCUCUUCCUUGCGUCCUUCCAUGCUUCCUUUCUUCUUCUCUCUUCAUUUUCCUUUCUCUGACUUCCUAUUUCUGUUACAUCUUUUUAUACCACACUGGCUGCAAAUAUGAACCAAGAAACGUCAUUAAUUUUACCUAAGUGAGGUACCUAUUUUUCCAGAAAUGUAGAAUUAGAAAAAAAAAAGAGAGAGAACUAAAAGGAUAGAUGAAAAUAAUGAGAUUUAAAGAGAUUGUGUUUCACUCAAAGUUAAUAUAACUAUAUUGUCUGAGGAGAGACUAGAACUCAGGCCUUCCAAGUCAUCACCAUUUUUCUUAAUAAUGACUGAAUUUGAGUUAAGGCAAAUAAUGUUCUCUUGUUGUAUUAAACUUCUUCUCUGUUUUCUUAAAAAAUAUUCAGAUGUUUCUGUGUGUGAAUAAGUCUUUAACUAGGAAAUCUUUAUAAGGCUGUCAUAUGGGUCAAAUAAGAUUUACUUGUCUAUGCUUUUCAAAGAGGAUAAUUCAUUAGGUAUCUGAUUUUAGAAUUCUAGUUGCAAAAUGAUAUUGCAACUUAAUGACUAAUGAUUUUAAUAUUUCACUUUACUUAUUUGUAUGUGUGUAUAUAAUAUGUGUGUUUAUAUAAGCAGAAAGUAGCUAUUUGAAUACCAGGCUUGGGCGACUGUUGAGAUUUCAGUGAAAAGACUCUGUAAGACUUGGAUUUCAAUGAGUCUUUCAGAUAUUUCAUUUUAUUUAGGAUGAUUUGUGAUUAUUUCCUGUUGUCAUAAAAGGCCACUUAAGCCUCUGGCAUGCCUUGAAUUGUCCCAGAAGGGGCUUCAUGGAAUAGUAGAAAGUUCUCUAAACCCUGAAACCAGGUGGACUUAGGUUUGAACUGAAGCUCUGCCACUGAAUAAUUUGUUACCUUGGGCAACUUGAUUAACCUCUCUGAACCCAGCUUAUCAUAUGAAUAUGGUACGAUGAUCUGUUAAUAUACUGACUUACCUUUCUUCUUGCUAUUCUCCAUCCCAAGACAGUAGGUGGAUGCCCUUGCCUCAGGACCGUAAUGGCUUACUGCAUAAGUUGCAGGUCCCAAUAUGACAGCCGCUCACCAAGACAUCUGGAAAAUUGAUGGGGGCUGGAACUUGGAGCUGGUGAGGCAGAGGAAGCCUACCCUGAGAAGAGAAGAGAGACUCACUCCUGGAGUCAGGGAAGAUGAUGGUGUUUUGUGUAAGAGGCAUAGGGCUUGUGAAGGGCCAGUUCAUGGAUAUCAGGACUGACUAAGAGCUAUGGCCUGAGAAGUCACAGGGAACAACACGUGUCCAUGCUAGUCAUGGAGCACGUGGAGCCACCUGCCUGUGAGUGGAUCCCGUGGGCCUGUGGGCCUGAUGGCCAAGAGAGCGGACCUCUCUCUAGAUUUAGGAAAAUAAGGUCAUGGAACACUUUUGACUAACACUCCAUAUCUUCUUGGACCAGGCAUCUUCACAAUAUCAUCAGAGCAUUGGGACCACUUGAGCAAAGAACACCGAAAAAGACAAAAGAGCUUCGCCAACCUCUGUGCUCUCAGGAGGGACUGAUUUCAAGGCAUCCAAUUAGCUGUGGGAAUAGAAGUGCUGAGAGAGGCAUCCAUCACUCUGGAGGCACCAUGGGCCAGGAGGCCAUGAGGAAGCAGCGGCAGCACUUGUCAGAGCCCAGAAGGGCCUCUUGGAGGAAGCAUCAGGCAGUCACUUACUGCUCAUUAAUAUUAUGUACUGCAGGUGGAGGACCCUCAAGUCAAAGGGAGCUCACCUCAGCAGCAGUUAAUGGCUCAACAACUUUUUAAACAGCUGGGGUGGUGAUCCAGAAGCACUUGGAGAUGGAGGAGGUAGUCGAUUUCAAAUCAUGAAAUGUCUUCAUGUUUAUAAUCUCCAUAGCAGGAGUAGACAGACGGUCUAUAAAAAGGCAUUUUCACACUCAUCUCUCUCUUAUGAUAAACAUUUCUUGCAAGAAGGAAGCUUUAGCUUAUACCUACAGGGGUCUUACAAGACUAAAAAGCAGCUGUUGGAGAAGAGAUAAUAAUCCUAUGCUUCUUUCCAGAGGGUGGUUUUAUGAGAAAAUCCACAAUUGUAUAGCUGGUACAUUUGAUGUUGGAAGAAUGGAACAUGCAGAGGUGAAAACUAAGGAUUGUGUUCAUGUGGGCUUCCAGGCCAUCAAGAUGCCCUCCAACCUGAAGCAGGAAGUGAACAAUGGCUUGAUCAAAGUGGAAGAAACUUCAGAAGCACUGAUAAAGACAGGACACAUUAAUGUAUAUACCAUGUGAGGAAACCUGAGCAGGGCUCCUGGAGUGCCAAGUUUUACAUGGGCAGUGGUUACAUGGGGUGAAACUGGUUGGUGGCAUGAACAGUCUUUGCACACUGCACAGAAGGCAGAUCUACCCCACCUACAGGGGAGGUAACCUGAACCGCUGGACUUGAAUACAACAGUUGGUGUAUCUGAAGUUUUGCUUAUGUAUGUAGAAGUUUUGCUCUUACCUGGGAGAAAACUGAGGUGUGAAGAGCAGGAGAUUUGCCCUUGCCCACAUGACGCUUUAUACCAUGGUGACAAAAUUCAGCCCAGCGUCAACGCCUAAGGUUGAAACUUCAGUGAAGAGACACCUAGAGUCUCCAAAUUCUGAACAAAUACUCAUGGAAAAGAACUUGGACAUGAUCCUUCUGAACACAGUUCAGGUCAGGAACCGGAGUGAAACCAGCUCCCUCAUCGUGGACUCAAAGGCUUAGAACUAAUCGUCACCUGAACUAUAAUCAAUGGGAGCAAUCAAAUGCAAUGAGAAAACGAACUUAUGGAGACUGCUUUUUGGUACAAAAAAAAAUUCAAGGGGGCUUCCCUGGUGGCGCAGUGGUUGAGAGUCCGCCUGCCGAUGCAAGGGAUACGGGUUCGUGCCCCGGUCCAGGAAGAUCCAACAUGCCGCGGAGCGGCUGGGCCCGUGAGCCAUGGCCGCCGAGCCUGCGCAUCCGGAGCCUGCGCGUCCGGAGCCUGUGCUCCGCAAUGGGAGAGGCCACAGCAGUGAGAGGCCUGCGUACCGCAAAAAAAAAAUUCAAGGGAAAAGACAUCAAAUCAAAUCACUCUCUUAGUAAUAUAGAACUCCGGAAAUGUAUUUUGAUCCUUGGGUUAUUUUCUUUGGAAUGGGAAACAUAAAUCCAAGUUAUGUGUUAAUUCUGUUUUUUAUUGACCAUAACAAUACCUAUGCUUUUGUCUCCUUAUUUAUAUAAAAGUGGUAAGAUUUAAUUAUUCCACUGGAGAAAAAUCAGUAUGUUGUAGUCAUAUAUUUAUAUAUAGACACAUUUAUAUAUUUUAUUAAAAUUUCAUUUACCAGUAGGUUUUGUGAUUAUGGAUCUCAAUCCUGUAGAAAAUUAAUGUGAGUCAAAACAACAACAAAAACAGCAACAAAUUUCUUCUCUUAAAACCUUCUCUAAUGGACACAAAAAUAAUCAAAAUAAUAAUAAAUAACAGUAAAAAUGUAGGGUGAGUUGUCCCUUUUUCCUUUGGUCUCUUUUUAAACAUGUAGUGUAAGAAAAAACAUUCAGAAUGCUUUGUUGCAUAUCUUUGUAGUGUAAGUUUGCAGCUAUUAUUCCUGCUAUGACUUUUUCAAUUGCUCCUAUUCCUUGCCUGGCUGCAAGAAACCACUAUGAGAUGUCCUAAAAUCACCUGAUGUGGGCACAGUCUCCCCAGUCACUCAAAUAGGGCAGUGGUUUUCAAUCGGCGUCGUUUUGCCCCCCAGGGAACAUUUGGCAACAUCUGGAGACAUUUGGGUUGUCACAACUAUGGGUGAGGGGAUGCUACUGGCACCUAGUGGGUAGAGACCAAGGAUGAUGCUAAACAUCCCACAAUGUGCAGGACAAUCCUUACAGCAAAGAAUUGUCCAGUCUGAAAUGUCAACAGUGCAGAGGUUGAAAAAGCCAGAAACAGAGAAAUCACAGAAAAACUUUCCUGUAGUUUCCCAGAGUACCUUGCUUUGAUACGCUUUGAUUUCUUCAUAUGUGUGGAUCUGCCAUGCCAGCUGGUGUAGCUCUUCCAUGGUGUAUUGACAUGUCUCCAGAUGGGACUUAAUGAUGUUCUGCGCAAUUCGAUCUAUGAGAAAGAAUAUCAGUUUGAGGGUUUGUGAAUAAAAUCCCACUCUGCGGAAAGAAACCUGCUGUUAAUGUGUUUCCUGUAGGAAUGCCUUUUGGAGAUACUCCAAUUGUAUGAGCAUGUCUUUAACAUUACUAUCUAUUUAAAAAUCUCCAGACAAACUCUUUACUGCUUUUUUUCAAUUUUCAGUCUUUUUAUCAGAAUUAACUGCCUUUUCCUCCUCUUUUUGGUCACAAAACUGGGGUCUUAAAGUUUUAAAGUGUUCAAAUAGGUAUUUAUUUUAAAAAUAAAUACAAAUUACCCUG